This is a messenger RNA of Lycium ferocissimum, 1902 nucleotides long. RefSeq lists its product as uncharacterized. Lineage: Eukaryota; Viridiplantae; Streptophyta; Magnoliopsida; Solanales; Solanaceae. The transcript has 3 exons. Bases 1 to 1902 code for a protein of 633 amino acids. The record is from RefSeq and is a predicted model, not a curated record.
AUGGUUGACUCAAGAAGAGAAAUUUGGGGAAAUCCUUAUAAUAUGAAUAAGAGUAUGGACUUCCUAGAAUGUUUAACUGACUGUGGCCUGAUUGAGGCAGGUUUUUCAGGAUCACAAUACACAUGGUGUAACAAUUGGGGACCCCCAAGAACUAUAUGGAAAAGGUUAGAUAGGCUUUUAUACCAUGAAGAAUGGUUGGACAUGUUCAACUCUACAAAAGUUGAGCACCUUUCAAAAACUGGCUUAGAUCACACCCCACUGCUGGUAACAAUAGAAAAAGAGAAGAGUAAACCUAUGAAGUACUUCAAGUUUCUGAACAUAUGGUGCCAUCACAAGGAGUUUAAGGAGAAGGUGGGAGAGGCAUGGAGUAUACCGACACAAGGGACUACAAUAUGGCAACUACACUGUAAAAUGAAGUCAGAUGCCACAAAGCUUAGUAGUUGGUCCAAGGAAGCUUUUGGAGACAUCUUUAAGGAUGUGAAAGAAGCAGAAUUACAAGAAAACAUGAUGGAAAAGAAGCUGGAUGAGACAUAUAGACAGAGGGCUAAAGCUAAAUGGCUACAAGAUGGGGACAAGAAUACAUCCUACUUUCAUAAGGUCAUAAAAGAAAGGAGAAGGAGACUCAACAUCCACGAAAUCCAAGAUGAUGAAGGUCAAACAGUUGAGGGACAGGAGAAUAUUGCUAAUACAACAAUUAGCCACUUUGAAAAACAGUUUGAAUAUCAAGAGAUCAAAGGAAAUUUCAAGAUUUUGGAAAAAGUCCCAAGGAGGGUCACUGACGAAAUGAAUAACAUGCUGAUAACUACACCUUCAUGCCAAGAAAUCAGAGAUGCAAUAAAAAAUAUUGAUGCUGAUAGUGCUCCAGGCCCUGAUGGCUUUGGAGCAAAAUUAUAUCAAGUCUGCAUUGAUAUAAUCAUUAUUGAAUUGCAUGGAGCAAUAAAAGAAUUUUUUGAAGGGGUGCCAGUACAAAGGUACAUCUCUAAUAAUUGGUAUUCUAUAGUGAUAAAUGGGGUUAGGUAUGGAUUUUUCAAGUCCAACAGGGGUCUGAGGCAAGGAGAUCCUCUAUCCCUAGCCUUGUUUGUAAUUAGUGCCAAAUUAAUUUCUAUCCUGCUUAAAAACUUGGUCCUAGAUGAGAACUAUACAGGCUACUAUAGUCCAAAGAAAGGGACAAAGCUUACUCACCUGGCAUUUGCAGAUGACAUGAUCUUGUUCACAUCAGGUAAACCUUCUGACAUUAGAAAAGCUUUGAAGAUACUAACAGUUUAUGAAGAUGUGUCAGGUCAGCUUAUAAAUAAGCAUAAGAGUUGUGUUGCCUUUUCUCCUAAGGCCAGCAUUGAAGUGAGACAUAGAGUAACACAUUUAACAGGCAUGAACAAGAAAGAAUGUCCUAUUAAAUAUCUAGGUUGUCCACUCUUUGUUGGAAGAAUGAAGAUUAGCUACUUCUCAGAGAUGGUCCAAGCAAUAACUAACAGAAUUCAUACUUGGCAUUCGAAGUUCCUAUCAAUGGAAGGCAAAAUCAUCCUGAUAAAGCAUGUGCUGUUGGCUAUGCCAUUCCAUUUGCUAGCAGCAAUGAAACCACCCAAAGGCACCUUUGAACAGUUAGAAAGAGCUGUUGCUAGAUUUCUAUGGAAUGACAAAGAUAAUGUGAAGAAGCAUCAUUGGAGUAAAUGGGAAAACAUGUGUUUCCCUUAUGCAGAAGGAGGGGCUGGCUUUAGAUGUAUCAGAGAUAUGAGUAAAGCAUGUUUAGCAAGACAAUGGUGGAAUCUGAGGACAAAUAAAUCACUUUGGAGAGACUAUAUGAUGACAAAAUACUGCUCCAAGAAGAAUCCUAUCAUCAGAAAAGUGAUAGGAUCUCAAUCACAAAUUUGGAGGGAAAUGCGAGAAAAUAAAAGUGCGGAUUGA